This is a messenger RNA of Microdochium trichocladiopsis, 1074 nucleotides long. RefSeq names its product carbon-nitrogen hydrolase. The coding region runs from base 1 to 1074 and encodes 357 amino acids. The transcript has 2 exons. The record is from RefSeq and is a predicted model, not a curated record. Gene Ontology annotation, molecular function: hydrolase activity, acting on carbon-nitrogen (but not peptide) bonds, in linear amides. Lineage: Eukaryota; Fungi; Ascomycota; Sordariomycetes; Xylariales; Microdochiaceae.
AUGAGCGCACCCUCAGGCCAACGACUGCUUACUGUGGCGGCGGCCCAGCUCGGCCCCAUCACGAGCCUGGACACGCCUCGCUCAGAGCCCCUCGCGCGAAUGAUCAAGCUGUGCGAAGAUGCCGCGGAAAAGAAUGUCCGGCUUGUCGUCUUCCCGGAGCUCGCUUUCACGACGUUCUUUCCCGGCUAUAUAAUCGAGAAGCAGGAGGAUGUGGACAAGUUCUUCGAGCCGGCUUCGCCAGAGGAUCCGUAUGCGAUUGUCCACUCGCCCAACGGCAAACCUCUGUUUGACAAGGCAGCGGAGCUGGGAAUUGACAUCUACGUUGGCUUUGGCGAGCGCUGGACGGAUGAGCACGGCAAAGUGACGUACUACAACACGGCCCUGUACUAUUCUGCCUCCCAGCGGCGUGCCAUCGCGAAAUACCGAAAAGUACACUUGCCUGGCCGCCAUGAGCCUGAUACCCGCCCCGGCGUCACACAGCAGCUUGAGAAGCGCUUCUUCUCUGUAGGCGAUUUAGGGUUCCAGGCGUUUCGCGCGCCGGAUCUCGUUCAGGGAGCUCUCAAGUCCAAGGAUGCAACCUCCGCAGAUACUGCGCAGGGGAAAGGUGAUCCGAUCGUGGGGAUGCUCCUUUGCAAUGAUCGGCGUUGGGCCGAGGCUUGGAGGUCGUACGGCCUACAAGGCGUUGAGCUCGUGCUAGAGGGCUACAACACUACUGCUUUCGCACCACAAUAUCCAGGCUCGAACGAGUGGCAGAAGCAGGAAGCGCUCUUCCACCAUCACCUGUCCAACCAGUCGGGGAGCUACACGAAUGCAUGCUUCAGCGUGCACGCAGGCAAGGCAGGGAAAGAAGACCACGGUUCUCUAAUUGCGGGGAGCAGCAUUGUCGACCCGAACGGGCAUAUCAUUGCCGAGUCGAAGACCGAGGAUGACGAGCUGGUAUGCGCCACCAUUGAUCUAGCUGAGUGCCGCAAGGGCAAGGAGAGAGUCUUUGCUUUUGACAAGCAUAGAAGGCCAGAGCAUUACGAGACGCUGGUGAGCCAGGUGGGCGUCCAGGAGCCGCCCCUUCUUGAUUGA